Molecule: messenger RNA, 2101 nt
Organism: Trematomus bernacchii (emerald rockcod)
Lineage: Eukaryota; Metazoa; Chordata; Actinopteri; Perciformes; Nototheniidae
Product: gastrula zinc finger protein XlCGF49.1-like
Exons: 3
Coding region: 277-1011 (244 amino acids)
Biological process (GO): regulation of transcription by RNA polymerase II
Molecular function (GO): RNA polymerase II cis-regulatory region sequence-specific DNA binding; DNA-binding transcription factor activity
Source: RefSeq, a predicted model, not a curated record
CAGUCUCCAGUUCUGGUAAAACAUCCUGCAGUCGGACUCUCUAUCAGCUUUCAUUAAUAUAUAUCUAUCAUAUAUUAGAAUAUAACCCGUUUCUCUCGGGAGAAGAAGAGACGAGAGGAGCUUUAGAACAAUUCCACCUCUUCACCCGGGUCCUUAUUUGCUGUUAGCUGCUUCAUGCUAGGUGGCUAAUGCUAGUCGGUGUACAUCAACAAACCGUAGAACAACGAGGAGCAGAAACACCGGAGACACAGCAGGAGAAGGAGCACUGAGAGCAACAUGGAGGAGAACAAAGACACCCCCAGAACUCUGGAACGGAGAAGAAGAAAGCAAACCGAACCUCACAUCUGUGACCAGUGUAACAAAUCCUUCUCAACAUCUAAUACUUUAAAGAUUCAUCAAUGCAUCAACACUGGAGAGAAACCGUACAGCUGUGACCAAUGUGGCAACACUUUCAAUACUCCAUUUGAACUUCAGUCACAUUAUCGUAUUCACACUGGAGAGAAACCAUACAGCUGUGACCAGUGUGGGAAAACCUUUGCUCUGAAAGGCAACCUUUCAUCUCAUCAGCGAAUUCAUACUGGAGAGAAACCCUACAGCUGUAAACAGUGUGGCAAACAAUUUACUGAGAAAGGUCACCUUCAAACCCACCAGCGAAUCCACACUGGAGAGAAACCGCACAGCUGUGAAGAGUGUGGGAAAACUUUCACUACUUCAAGUAAACUCACAAUCCAUCAUCGUAUUCACACGGGAGAGAAACCAUACUGGUGUGAAGAGUGUGGGUCAACUUUCACUACAUCAAGUAAACUCAAAGUCCAUCAUCGUAUUCACACGGGAGAGAAACCAUACUGUUGUGAAGAAUGUGGGAAAACGUUCACUACAUCAAGUACACUCACAGUCCAUCGUCGUAUUCACACAGGAGAGAAACCAUACUGGUGUGAAGAAUGUGGGAAAGCCUUUUCACAAGGUAGUCAACUUAAAGUCCACGAGCGCACUCACAUUGCGCCGUUUUGAAUAACUUUGAGAGCCAAGCCAGCUGUUACUUCUCCUAAUGUCCUGAUAGCUGUAUUGUUAUACACUCCUGAACAAAUAUCUGAAAACCGGGUGGAGAAUUGACCAGAAUUCCCAUUUCGUACUGGUGGAUCAUAACCAGGUUGUAAGUAGAGCUUCAAACAAGCCCUAGCAUGAUAGGUUUCCUUUAAUUCUUCUACGAGUAACUAUGCUUUUGUCCUUUGUGGGAAUUAUUUAAAAUUCUCUAUUUAGUUUUUCUCAUUUAUUUUGUUUUCUCAUGACUGCGUGAUUUUUGCCGUCUGCUUUAAUAUCUGAAGCUGUGCACAUGUAUCUUGUUUUGAAUUUUUUCAUUAAAUGUUUCAACAUAGAUAUGCUUUGACUCAUAAUUCUUAAUCAAGAAUCAAGGUUUCUUUCCAGCUGUUAUUGAUUUUCAAUAGAAUAAAUAAAGUUAACUCAUCAGUGUUGCAAACUGUUAUACUUUUCAUAUCCUGACACUGUUUGAGUUUAGUUCAAAUAGCGAGUUUAAACUUUUCCAUUUAGAUUUAAUAUAAAAAAUCUACAUUUAUCAAUUUGAAUACAAAAAUGUGGGAGUAGUUUCAUAAAGUCCAUCUUUAAAUCUCCCACAGCCCUCUGCAAGUUUACAAAAGAGAAGGGAUUUAAUUAACUCUUUCAAAAUGAAAUGUAUUUAAAUGUUCCUGUAUGAAACCUCUAUAAAGUCCUAUAUAUGUUGAGACAUUUUAUUAAAAAAACCGUUUUGAUCUUUUACAUUCAUUUCUUAAUAUCGUCUGUAUAUAUUAUACUUGCUAUUCAAUUAUCUGUUAUAUCUGCAGUUGCAAUUUUCGUGAGCAUCGAGUUCAGAAUGUGUGUUGCCCAACAUCGUAUUUGCUUCAUGUGUGUAACUUUCACUGAAUAGUUUUUAUUCCAAAUUUUGGUUCAAUGGAAAUAUUUGAGUUGCUUUUUUGUUACUUUUUUUUGUAUUUACUUCAGGCGAUUUUCUAAAAACUAAGACACGUUAGGUAUGAGAAGUGAUAAAGUACAUUUGUGACGUUCUUGUUUUGUUUGAAUAAACAUUGUUCGUGUGAAACUCUGAUAU